AUGGCUCUCAUACAGACGAGUCUGAUUUGGGUGGCAUACAUUGCCGCGGUUGUCCUUCUCCUUGCCAUUGCCGGCAUCUUCGUCUUCACCUACCAAACCCCCCGAGACCGCGCCGCAUCGGUCACCACCGUGUGCAUCAUAACCACCACCGCCCUUCUUGCUACAGUCCUUCUACUUCCAGUCGAUGUAGCAUUAGUGUCAUCAACCUCUCUCUCGAGCCAGGGCCGUAAAAAGGCCUGGGCGACUCCAGAUCGCGUCGACAGCAUCGUAUACACUCUACGAGUCGUUUACUAUACGCUUUAUUCCCUUGACGCUGUACUCUGCCUGCUUGUCAUUCCGUUCACCUACUUCUGGUACGAAGAAUAUGAUGAAGAUGCUGCGGAGCACGGAGAGCAAACCUUCGGGCAAAGAUUUUGGGGCGCUCUCAAGUACACCGUAUCCUUCAUCUUCUUUGUUAUUAUCAUCUUCCUCGUAGGGUUUUUCGUUCCGUUUGCGAAGCAAGCGAAACGCGAUGACCGUUUAGAUUUGGAUUACUUCAGGCACCUACUACAAGAGAACCACGGAGAGAGAGCCUUGUCCUUUGCCCUUGGCCUCUUGAGUGUGGUCGGUACAUUGAUUUAUAUCCUCUACACCGGCGCCGGGCUCGCGUUGCUUCCCGUUGCGCUCAUCAAAUCUGCUCCUUCCAUCUCAGGGCCCGCCCUGGCCGCGAAUACCGCUUCACAACUCGAGCAGAACAGGGAGCGUCAGCGUCAGCUGGAGGGACGCAAUCUGGGCCGGCAAGGAGGUCUAGAUUCCCGUGAUAGACGCGAACUGGAAGCGCUUAUUCGCGAGGAACGAACUCUGAUCCGACGGGAGCGCCUAGCGGCCGAAUCCACAGGCGAACGCCAUUUCUUGGUCAAGGCUUGGAAUAAGAUUGAAGCUGUAUUCAGGCCUUUGAAACUUCUCGGAGGCCUGAUACUGGUCAUAGUUGCUCUGAUCAUAUUUGCCAGCAUGCUCAUUACUGGAAUCGAUAAGGCAAAGAAUUCGAUCUGCAAGUCGGGGUGUGGAUACAUCCUCGGCCACAUCAAUAUCUUCCAACCUAUCAACUGGAUCCUGGUAACAUCCUCCAAGGUAUUCCCGAUUGACUAUAUUCUCUUCCUCCUCCUCGUUAUGUUCUUCUUUUCCGCUUCCAUUGUCGGGAUCGCUACGGUGGGAAUCCGCUUUCUCUGGGUCACUCUGUUCAAGAUUCGCAAAGGUCGCACGUCCCCUCAAGCUCUCCUCAUGGCCACGGUCAUGCUCACACUCAUCGUGCUGGCUAUCAACUACUCUGUAGCCAUGGUAGUGGCACCGCAAUAUGCCACCUUCGGUCCUCAGACGUUCUGCGAUUUGGAACCUCGCCAUCCUGGAGAGCAACCUGAUUGCAGAGAGCACCGCAGCGCAAUCAAGCCAUGCACUGAGCUUGCUGAGAAUCCCGUUGCUAAGGAAGUUUGUACACCUAGUGUACUCAGCACCUUCAUCAACCGUAUCACCAUCAACUUUCCGUUCUUCGGUAUCAUUCUCUUCUGGGCGCAGUUUGCUUUCUUGGGCGUAUACCUCAUUGUGUUUGUAACUACACUCGUCAAAACUCCCAAGCUGGACCAAGAACAGAUUGACCGUGAUUUGGAGGAAGAUGAAGAGGAGGGCUUGCUGGCUAGCACUGGCAGGAGACUCGGGGCGACGUGGCAAGAUAUCACCGGCCGAGUGCGGAAGACGAGUGAAUACGGUGCGACAAACACUGAGGGCGAACGCAGUUGA
Molecule: messenger RNA, 1773 nt
Organism: Westerdykella ornata
Lineage: Eukaryota; Fungi; Ascomycota; Dothideomycetes; Pleosporales; Sporormiaceae
Exons: 2
Coding region: 1-1773 (590 amino acids)
Biological process (GO): protein localization to vacuole
Cellular component (GO): vacuolar membrane
Source: RefSeq, a predicted model, not a curated record